Emericellopsis cladophorae is the source of this 759-nucleotide messenger RNA. Its product is annotated as Spherulin-like protein. The record is from RefSeq and is a predicted model, not a curated record. Lineage: Eukaryota; Fungi; Ascomycota; Sordariomycetes; Hypocreales; Bionectriaceae. Bases 1 to 759 code for a protein of 252 amino acids. The transcript has a single exon.
AUGGCUCUGCAACACAUCAUCGUGCCACUCUACAUCUAUCCGGAAGAACGAGCGUGGGCGCCCCUGGCCGCGGCAGCGAGAAGACACGCCAACAUCAACUUUCUCGUCAUCAUCAAUCCAAACAAUGGCCCGGGCGAGGGACCGCUGCCUGACGGGAGCUACACGGCUAGCCUGCAUCAAUUGCAGAGCAUCCCAAACAUUCAGCUCCUAGGCUACGUGCACUGCACCUAUGGACGGCGGCCGCUCGAGGACGUAUGCAGGGAUGUCGACCGCUACUACAGCUGGAACGCGCAGCUGCUGCGCGUGGACGGCAUUUUCAUCGAUGAAGUCCCCUCGGCUGCGGAGGCAGUGCCCUACAUGGCGCAUCUCGCUGGGCACGUCCGCUCCGUUUGGACGUGUCACUCGACGGUGGCGAGUGGCGUGUUGGUGUUCAAUCCCGGCGUGGUGGUGGACACGACCUUGGUCGAGCUAGCGGACUACGUGGUGGCCUUUGAGCAGGCGCACGAGCAGUGGAGGGUGCUCAGGGGGGAACAUGAAGCGCUCCCUCGCGAGAUCUGCCGUAAGGCUCUAGCCAUUGUCCACACCACCACCAGCGAGGACGGUAGCCUAGAAGAGGUGCUGCAGGAUGCCAAGGGCGCAGGGUUUGCGGGGGUCUACAUCACCGAUCAGCACGGGGGGGGCUUCACGAGGUGGCCAGCGCAGUGGGACAAGUUUGUACAAUUGCUGAGCUACGAUCAGACAGCUCGGGAGGAGACAUGA